CGAUAAUUCUACAAUCGAAGAGAUUGCCCAUCUCUAUGAAACAGCUGUUCCUAUUUGUUGACAAAAAGUUGAUUUAAUUAAACUUACGGAAAAAUGUUGACUUCUAUGGUUAAGGAGCAUCAUAAGGAGCAGGUGAAGCGAAAACAAGAGCAAGAGGUGCGCAGGAAGGAGGCAAUCGAAGCGUCCAACGAACUCACACAGUCCUUGGUGGACCAUCUAAACGUGGGUGUGGCCCAGGCAUACUUGAACCAGAAGCGCUUGGACGCCGAGGCUAAGCAGCUGCAUGUAGGGGCCACGAACUUUGCCAAGCAGACCCAUCAAUGGUUGCAGCUGAUAGACAACUUUAGUGGCGCCUUGAAAGAGCUGGGCGACGUUGAGAACUGGGCGCGCAGCAUAGAGAGCGAUAUGCUAGUAAUACAACAGACUCUGGAGGUGGCCUACAAGGCUUCGCGCGCCGCCCAGGCUACAGGAGUCGGCUCGGAGGCCUCCACGUCAGCCGCCGCCGCAGCAGCAGCCAUUAAUCCCAAUCCAUAAGUAACAUGAAGACUUGCUUGAAAUCCUUAUUUAUUUAAUUUGUUUGCAUUCAAAUACAAAUAUUUACAUCUAUAUGUAUAAUAUACACUCGCAGUCACUUGCAAGACACAA
Messenger RNA from Drosophila pseudoobscura, 645 nucleotides. It is a transcript of the gene Blos1, whose product is annotated as biogenesis of lysosome-related organelles complex 1 subunit 1. Gene Ontology annotation, cellular component: BLOC-1 complex. NCBI's taxonomy places the organism in Eukaryota, Metazoa, Arthropoda, Insecta, Diptera, Drosophilidae. The transcript is spliced from 2 exons. Gene Ontology annotation, biological process: endosomal transport. The record is from RefSeq and is a predicted model, not a curated record. Bases 94 to 534 code for a protein of 146 amino acids.